Messenger RNA from Trichophyton benhamiae CBS 112371, 1794 nucleotides. RefSeq lists its product as uncharacterized. The coding region runs from base 1 to 1794 and encodes 597 amino acids. The transcript has 2 exons. The record is from RefSeq and is a predicted model, not a curated record. Lineage: Eukaryota; Fungi; Ascomycota; Eurotiomycetes; Onygenales; Arthrodermataceae. Gene Ontology annotation, molecular function: sulfuric ester hydrolase activity.
AUGGUUCAGUCAAAGAAGCCGAAUGUGCUAUACAUCAUGGCAGACCAGAUGGCUGCCCCCCUGCUGUCUAUCUAUAACUCAUCCUCCGUCAUCAAGACCCCAAAUCUCGACCGCCUCGCCAAAGAGGGCGUUGUCUUCGACUCAGCGUAUUGCAACUCGCCUCUCUGCGCCCCGUCCCGCUUUACCAUGGUCUCUGGCCAGCUUCCCUCCCGGAUUGGAGGCUACGACAAUGCCAGUGACCUCCCAGCGGACACACCCACGUACGCUCACUAUCUCAGAGACCAGGGCUAUCACACUGCUCUGUCUGGCAAGAUGCAUUUCUGUGGUCCGGACCAGCUGCAUGGCUACGAGGAGCGCUUGACCAGUGACAUCUAUCCCGGUGACUAUGGCUGGUCUGUGAAUUGGGAUGAACCUGAUGUCCACAAAGACUGGUAUCAUGACAUGUCCUCUGUUAUGGAGGCCGGCCCCUGUGUGCGCACCAACCAGCUCGACUUCGAUGAUGAAGUCAUCUACAAGGCGAAGCAGUACCUGUAUGAUCAUGCCCGGCACCGUAAAGACCAGCCGUUCUGCCUCACGGUCUCGAUGACACACCCGCACGACCCGUACGCCAUGACGCAGGAGUUCUGGGACAUGUACGAGGGCGUCGACAUCCCCCUUCCCACAACCGCGGCCCUCGACCAGGCCAAGCAGGACCCUCACUCCCGCCGCAUCCUGAAGAUCAUCGGCCUCCUGGGCAAGGAGAUCCCAGACGAACGCAUCCGCGCUGCUCGCCGUGCCUAUUUCGCUGCCUGUACCUACGUCGACACGCAGAUCGGCGCCCUGCUGGCCACGCUGAAGAACUGUGCCUUGGACGAGAACACCAUCGUCGUCUUUUCCGGCGACCACGGAGACAUGCUCGGCGAGAGGGGGAUGUGGUAUAAGAUGUCCUGGUUCGAGAUGUCCGCCCGUGUGCCCAUGCUGGUCUACGCCCCCGGACGCUUCAAGCCCAAGCGAGUCAAGGAGAACGUCUCAACGAUGGACCUGCUGCCGACCUUUGUGGCCAUGACCGGCGGCUCGCUGUAUCCCGGCCUGCCCGUCGACGGCGUCUCGCUGAUGCCGUACCUUGCGGACGAUGCCCCCGGCGAGAAGACCGACACCGUGCUGGGCGAGUACAUGGGCGAGGGCACUCUGGCACCGCUGGUGAUGAUCCGCCGGGGCGCCUGGAAGUUCAUCUACUCGCCCAUCGAUCCUCCGCAGCUGUACAACGUCGAGCAGGACCCGACUGAAUCUAACAACCUCGUCGCCAACAUGGCGCUGCCAGCUCUCUCUGAUAACAGCUCGUCCGGCGGCGCCGUCACUGGGCCUGCAGCCCUGCCUACUCCUCCUACGACUUCACCGCCGGUACUGAAGAACCCAGCAGCCUCCGCCGUGUUGUCUCUCCACGCCGUCCCGACACCCCCUGACACCCCCAUGCUAGGUAAGAAGGCCGUGGCUCCUACGGCCGCUGAGAUCACCUCGGCCACAGCGACGAACGACAUCACUUCUCUCUUCAAGGCCUUUUUGCAAGAAGUCCAUGCCCGCUGGGACUUUGACAGGAUCCAGCAGCAGGUCCUCAACUCCCAGCGUCGAAGACGCCUGGUCUACUCUGCCCUCAGCAAGGGGCGCAUCACUUCCUGGGACCACACCCACAUCGUCGAGGGAAGCUCUGUCUUUAUUCGAAACCACGGUAAAGGUGCUCUGGGCGAUGUCGAGACUAUCAGCCGUCUCCAUGUCCCGGUCUCUGUUGGCCGUGAAGUGCAGUACCGCCCUCAGUAG